GUGUCAGAUCUGGAUUCCCAGCUGAAAUCAGCGUGCGUUAAAGCAUAAGCCGAUCGACUGUCAGUAGUGCCUAGCUCUUUUCAUACAUAUAUCCGCCUCGACAAGCUUUUUCCCCACAAUCUGGUGUUCGUCGUCCUACUUUACUUCUUGUGUCUCUCAAUGUCGUGGAAAGAAUGCUUUACUCGAGCUCCGGCAAGAUUAAGAGAGCCUCGGCUCCAAAGUCUCGGAACGGUUGUCAAACAUGCAAGGCAAGGCGGGUGAAAUGUGAUGAACAACAUCCCGCUUGCAAAACCUGUCUCAAAUCAAAUAGAGACUGCACAUGGAAGCAAAACAAACCAAAGUCUCAACGGAUCCUCAUACCUCAGAACGCAGAUCAACUGAGUCAAACCCGACCUUCAGAAACACUUCUCUUUAUCGAUCCAAGAGAGGCAUCCUACUUCAAGGCGUACCAAGAAGAUGCUGCUCCGGAGCUAUCUGGCCUCUUGAGGUCAUCUGUUUGGAGUUACACAAUCCUCCAAGCAUGUUACCAAGAACCGUUUGUACUUCGAGCCGUGGUAGCCGUCGGUGCACUCAACAAAGCGAUCAAGACCGAGUACAUGGUAUCCAUCAGCUCACCAUCCACGAAGGAGUCAACUCAGGCACUCGCACAACAACAUCGAGCAUUUGCAUUGGCAUCGUACGACAGAGCCAUCCUAGGCAUGAAGCAGAUCAUGCCAGAACCGAAGAAAUGUUCUUCAUUACGGAAAGCACUAUUGGCAUGUCUACUCGUCUACUGCAUGGAAAUAUUCCUCCAAUCCCCAAAUACCGCUUUCUAUCAAACGCAAGCAGGAUACUCCCUCCUCCAGGAAUGGAUAUCACAAAAGUCCCAACGGAAUCUAGGUAUACAAUCACCUGAUUCUACUGUCAUCGAAGACGAUAUCUUCUACGAAUUCGCACGAACAGACCUCCAACACGCCAUCCGCUGGGGAGAAAGGGACCUCAUCCGGCACUCCACCCGCCGCCAAGAAGGCACCCUCACAAUAAAGAACAUGCCCACCCGCUUCACCGACCUCGAGGAAGCCCGCGUCUACCAAGAACUCCUCAUGCGCCGCACCUUUCACCUAAUCGGCGAGACCCUCGCCAGAAUAAUGCUCGCCAAAACCGAAAUCCGGCAUCCCUUCACCACCGACACGCCCGGAGAACUCGUCGACCCGUGUAGUAUCCCCAAGACCCUCCUCCCAGAGCGCGAUCAAUACAUAUCCGACAUCCACCGCUGGUACAACGCCUUCACGCCCAUCUUCGCCAAACUCCUCCGUUCCCCCGAUCCCCUCAUAUCCUCCUCCGCCGCUCUCCUCCGCCUCCUGCUACUGAACGCGGAAAUCCGCCUCGCAGGCACCUUCUUCGUGCUCGAAACAGACUUCGACGCCUACCUCCCGCACUUCGCCGAAAUAGUCUCCCUAUCCAAGCACGUAGCCGCCAAACAAACACAACUCUACCCCAAAAACCAACCCGCCUUCCUCUUCCCCGACACCAUCGACCGACCCCUCUGCGACGUCGCGCUCACCUGCCGCGACCUCCCCACCCGGCACGAAGCCCUCUCCAUCCUCCGCUCCACCGCGCACCGGGACCCGACCCGGAACCAAGCCCGGAUGGUAACCCGGGCCUCCUUCCUCGUCUCUCUCGAGGAAGCAGAUCGGUUGCCCGACGGAUCGCUGCCGGAACGUAAACGGUGGCGCUUAAUCUGGGUCCUGAACCAUUACCGCGAGGAGAAAAAACACCUUACGCUGAUAGCGGCGCGCCGGAUCGGGUUUCCGGUUGGUGAGAACUAUCCCGCGAAGAGGGAAUAUGCACGACGGACGUUUACCCAGGAGGAGGCGGAGGAGAUGGAGUGCGGUGCUUGGGACGAGGGUAUGCAUUUCGCGGCCUGGCCUCCCAGGGCUACGUUGAGGAUGCCGAGACCGCUGCAGUGGAGGGGGAUUUUUGAUCAGUUGACCGGGAAUGAGGGGCGACGAUCAAGGCUUGGUUAGGAUUGAAAUGUACUGUAACCUUAGAAUUGCCACAAUAUCA
Molecule: messenger RNA, 2046 nt
Organism: Mollisia scopiformis
Lineage: Eukaryota; Fungi; Ascomycota; Leotiomycetes; Helotiales; Mollisiaceae
Exons: 2
Coding region: 174-2006 (610 amino acids)
Biological process (GO): regulation of DNA-templated transcription
Molecular function (GO): DNA-binding transcription factor activity, RNA polymerase II-specific; zinc ion binding
Source: RefSeq, a predicted model, not a curated record